AUGAACCAAAAUGCCCACCAUCCACCACCUACAACUCACAACCCACCACAAGCACCACCUGAAUCCCAAAGACUCACAAACUUGGAGGCCUUGAUGGACAAAAUGAUGAAAUAUCAGGAAAUGGCAACCAAAAACCAAGAAGCAUCAAUAAAAAGCCUAGAGAGGCAGAUAGGGCAAAUCUCCAAGCAAAUCUCUAUUGAGAGACCUUCAAGCUCACUGCCUAGUGACACAAUCCCAAAUCCCAAGGAGGAAUGCAAGGCAAUCCAAUUGAGAAGUGGGAGAAUACUGAUGGGCAACAAUGACACUACAAAGAAGCAAAAAGAGAGCAUCAAAGAACCAACAGAGGAUGAGAAGCAAACAAAAGCGGAUCAAGCUAAGGAUCAAGAGGAGAUGCCAACCAAAAGCACUGAGAAACUCAAGGAGAAGGACAACCAGCCACAUAGCUCAAGGGAAAUGACUCAAGGGCAGCAGCAACUAGGAAAGAGCAUCACACCUCCAUUACCAUAUCCUCAGAGAUUCAACAAAGAGGUUAAGGACCAACAUUUCCACAAAUUUCUUGAGACCUUCAAGAAGCUGGAAAUCAAUAUCCCUCUAGCUGAAGCACUUGAGCAGAUGCCUCUAGUCUUGAUUCAAAAAGGGCUGCCUCCCAAGCUUGAGGACCCAGGGAGUUUCUUUUUACCUUGCACCAUUGGGGAAGUAACCGUCACUAAAGCAAUGUGCGAUCUCGGAGCAAGUAUUAAUUUGAUACCGUCCUCCCUGGUGAAAAAGCUGCACAUAGAGGAAGUCAAACCAAUACAAAUGUCGCUGGAGCUGGUAAAUAAGUCAAUGGUGCACCCUAGGGGUGUAGUUGAAAAUCUCUUGGUCAAGGUGGAUAGCUUUAUAUAUCCUGCUGACUUUGUGGUCCUAGAGUCAGACGAGGAUGAUGGUGACUCUGUUAUACUAGGAAGGCCAUUCUUGGCCACUGCUAGAGCCAUCAUAGACAUAGAGAAAGGGGAGUUGACUCUCAGGAUGCAUGAUCAGAGUGUCAUUCUAAAAGUCUUACCAGAGGCACAGUUUAAUGAAAAGAAGAAAGACUAUAUGAAAAUUGACAAGGGAGAAUCACAGUUGAAGGAAGAAAAUGACAAGGAGAGUCAAGGCAACAUCCCAAAGAUAAGAGUUGUGCAGAUUGAUGAAGGAGCCCAAGAGGAUAUUGGAGUAUUAGCCACUGAGAAGAAAAAUGAGAACCUCAACACCCCAAAUAAAGAACCACCAAGCAAAGACAAAAAGGAUUCCACAUAUGGUUAA
Molecule: messenger RNA, 1284 nt
Organism: Arachis duranensis
Lineage: Eukaryota; Viridiplantae; Streptophyta; Magnoliopsida; Fabales; Fabaceae
Exons: 3
Coding region: 1-1284 (427 amino acids)
Source: RefSeq, a predicted model, not a curated record